AUGCGCGACCAGCUCGGCCGGGACAACCCCAUCAUCAUCACCUCGGGCGGGAUCGGGGGCGACUUCAGCCACGGCUGCACCUUCGUGGAGGCCGCGGUCUACUACACCCCGCCGCUCACAACCGCGGACGAGCUGGAGCAGGCCGCCCGCGCCCUCGAGACCGUCGUCCUCAGGAACCGCCUCGACACCUACGGCGCCCCCUACGAGCGCCUGGACGUCUACUCGCUGCCCCCCACGACAACAGGCGACGAGGCCGAUGAGGACGCCCGGGACGGGCUCUUCGCCUCCGCCGCCGGCGCAGACGCCGCCGUGCGCCGCUGCGUCGCGCACCAGCGGGCCGAGAUCGCCGCGCGCAGGGAGCGAGGCGGCAAGGAGUGGUUCAUCCAGCGCUACGACGUGCCCAAGGGCGACUGGGGCCGUGCCAUCGUCGUGGUGCGCACGCACGUGGCCGAGUGGGAGUGGGAGAGGCCCGACAAGACGGGCCGCGGGCUGGUGCUGUCGACGGUCAUGUUUGACCACACCGAGGAGGGCGCGGCGCCCGACGAGGUGUGGGUCGCGUCGGGCUCCGCCGAGGGGGACGUCUGGGUGCUGGUCCACGAGGUGAGGUCCGAGCUGAACUGGGAGCACAGCUAUGUGCAGUUUUUGGAUUAGGUGUAGGCGGGCGGGCGUAUGGCACGGUUACGCUUCAAGGAAUUGCUACCUAGGUAGCAUCGAGUCGUCGGCUGAGGGGGAUUGCGUGGCCGCGGCUAACGUUGGGACCUGAGAGCAACGCCACUCGUCUGGCAGUAGUCGUGAUAACAUUUGAAGAUUGAAGUGACUGAGAGGAACGUAUAGCGCGA
This is a messenger RNA of Diaporthe batatas, 839 nucleotides long. RefSeq lists its product as uncharacterized. The coding region runs from base 1 to 651 and encodes 216 amino acids. The transcript has 2 exons. The record is from RefSeq and is a predicted model, not a curated record. NCBI's taxonomy places the organism in Eukaryota, Fungi, Ascomycota, Sordariomycetes, Diaporthales, Diaporthaceae.